Penicillium taxi is the source of this 2745-nucleotide messenger RNA. RefSeq names its product DENN (AEX-3) domain protein. The record is from RefSeq and is a predicted model, not a curated record. The transcript has 2 exons. Gene Ontology annotation, cellular component: cytoplasmic vesicle. Gene Ontology annotation, biological process: regulation of Rab protein signal transduction. Bases 1 to 2745 code for a protein of 914 amino acids. NCBI's taxonomy places the organism in Eukaryota, Fungi, Ascomycota, Eurotiomycetes, Eurotiales, Aspergillaceae.
AUGGGUCAUUCUCUAAGAGAAACUGCGUCCUUUGUCCGCCCAGUGACAAGGGACCGUCCAGUGACACGCGGCGAAGGGGAAAAUUCGCUGGUCGUACCCAGUCGCACAUCGUCAUUACACUCCCGAAUCACCCAACCGAUUGCCUCGACUCUGAACGUCAAGACCACCCAGCGUACACCAAAAACUCUUACUCAUGCAUACAUGGUCUGCGGUGUUGGCCGAGAGCCAUCCCAAUGGGUUAAGGCGCCUGCUCCAGAGCAGGGCAAGAUUGGCCACAUGAAGGGUGCUGUUGGUCAAUUUUGGCUUCCAGAGAUUCUGGGCAGUAGCCCGCGGUUGGAACAGGAUAACGAAGUCGCCCGUUCUCUACACUCGGCCAUGAGGGCUUGUUUCCCUCAUGAUGUGGAAAUAUGUACUGGCAAGAGUCAGCCCCAUUGCGCCCACCAUGCUUUCGUUUUGCAACAGGACUCUUCUCACACUCUGUACGGUAUUGCGCUGCGCGUAUGGUCCCGUGCGGAUGACAAGCGUGCUGAGACCAUUCGUGAGGUUCGCAAGAAGACCGAGGUCGAUUUCUACGACAACCCUGAUGAAGUUUACUGGAUUCCCUACUGUUUGAGCUUCUUGUCCCGCUACCCGCUGUAUGACUUGCUGGGCGAUUAUCUGCGGGGGAUGUGGAUUCACUGGAACAAAGCUACCAACCUGUUCCACGCCGAAGAAGUCUCGCGCAUUCUCAGCUUCCCUGCACCCCGUUUAAACGACCUUGUCCGUAUUGAUAUGAAAGACUACGCCCUUUGCUACCAGUUCCCUUCAUCCCCCACUGGCUUCCAAAACUUUUCCAUGUGGCCCCUUUUCAACUGUCUUUCGAUCCCCAACAUUGUCGGUGUGAUUGAAGCCGCCGUCUCUCCGACUCGCCGUAUUGUCUUUGUCAGUCACUACCCAGCCAUGCUCACUGUAGCCGCCGAGACCGUCCGCUACUGCGUUCGUGUGUAUGAGUGGAGCGGUCUUUACGUUCCCGUGGUCCACGCGCGCCACGUCAAGGAGCUCGCUCAGGAGCCUGGUCCUUACAUUUUGGGUAUCACUGCUGAGUGCCGUACCUUGUUCAAUGCCCCAUCUGAUGCCCUGGUGAUUGACCUGGACCGCAACUUUGUCCUCACCUCCAGCCCACCCAAUGUUCUCAGCCAGGGUCAGCGUACCAAGUUCAUCAGUCGCCUCACCCAGGCUUUGAAUGGUGACAUCUCGCCCUCGGGGGUCCCGUCUCACCUGCGCUCUGCCUAUGCCGGUGGCAAGCUCAUUCCCGCUGGUCAGAUAAUCGUCAUGCGUGGCGAGGUUGAGAGUGUUGAGAACCCCAACUGGUGGAACCAGGACGCCGUUAUGGGAGUCAUGGAUCACGUCUGUGAAAAGCUUGGCCGUAACUCUGGCAUGAAGGCCAUUUUCGGAGGCUCCGUCAAGAAGCCCCUGAUGGCCAAGGUCUCGAUGCGCCAUCUCAACGAGAUUGUCCGUGAGCGCAACCAGUACUCUCGAGACGCUAUGGAAGCUUGGCAGGACUUUAUCAACCUUAAGGGCCGCAUGGACACUGAGCUCAGCAAGGUUACCAAGCGCAACAACUUCUUGGUCGAGGAGCUCGAGACCUGGAAACAGCAAUUCCUCAAGUUCCAGGCCUUUGCUGAGCAGCUCACCAAGGAGACCACUGAACUCAAGAACAAGAUUGAGAAUCACAAGCGUGAGAACCGCCGCCUCACUGGUCUCAUUGACCAGCAGAAGGACGACGUUGCUCGUCUCACACUUCGUCUGUCUGGAACCGAGAAGCAGCGUGACGACGCUCUGGAGGCCCUGGUUCUCCAGCAGGAGAUUGCAGAGGAACUAGAGCGUGAGCGCAAGCGUAACCAGAAGGCUAUCUCUGCUUUGUCGCACACUAAUUCUACCCUCUCCCGCGAGCGAGACGAUGCCCAGCGUGUGGUUCUGCACCUGCGCAGUCUGAUCAACGGUAAGAGCCACCACAUGGAGCACAUCGUGCGCUCCAUUGGCAGCAUCUCCGAGAUUACCGACAUAGUCGAGAACGGUUACGAAGAUGCCGUAGAUGAUGUUGAUAAGAAGGUGGAGGUUGUAUCAUCAAGAGAGUCCAUGAGACGGGAGAGCAGUGGCCCCAGUCAAAAGUCCCCGGUAAAUCACAUGAGCCCCGAUCUAGAACAGCAUCUGCUGAACCUUGGCAAUGGCCACAAGAACCUCGCUCGCCUGAGCAUUACAGACGUUGCCGACCGAUACCUCCGCGACAAGACCGACGCCAUUGCCGAUAUUAUUCGCAGCAUCAGCGACCAGUGCGCUGCUGCCGUCGAGGGCCUCCAUCUGGCUCAAGAUGCCGAGGACGACGAAGACGCUAAGACCCAGAGUGAGCAACGCCUGGGCUCCGAAUAUGGCAGCCAGGGUGGUCGCACAACUCGCACCAACAGCGAAGUCAGCGACGCUGAAAACUCCUUGCAUCCGGGCCACCGUCGCUCCAGCAUUCCCCCUACCCCUGAUCUGGUGCACAACCGAUCAAGCACAUCCAUGUCUAUGAUCAGCAGCUCAACAUUCCCCGAGCGAUCUAGCCAGCAAUACAACGUCAGUGACAUCCCGACCCGGAUCGUGGAAAAUGACGAUGAGCAUGCCCUUGAGGCUGAUCUGGAUGACCAGCAAACUGAGACGGGCACUCUAUCCAAGCAGGCUAGUGAAGAUCUGAUGCAGCCCCGUGCUGCUCGUGUGAUCUCUUAA